Messenger RNA from Argentina anserina (silverweed cinquefoil), 3200 nucleotides. Its product is annotated as putative E3 ubiquitin-protein ligase RF298. The record is from RefSeq and is a predicted model, not a curated record. Bases 361 to 2988 code for a protein of 875 amino acids. The transcript is spliced from 3 exons. Lineage: Eukaryota; Viridiplantae; Streptophyta; Magnoliopsida; Rosales; Rosaceae.
GGCCAAAAAGUAGGCCGAAGACGCCAAACUGCAAAGCAGGACCAUUUUUUCCCCAAACCCAACAGUGACUCAGUGACACACAAACACUCUCUCUACCACCUCGUUUCUGUCUCCGCACUAAUCCCCAGAGCUGUCUUGGCUCCCCUCUCCGCUCGAUUUUGGCUAUCAUAACUACUGCAACAUUGGAUACCAGGCCGUAUCGGGUUUCGAAAAACGAUUUCAGUGAUUAGGGGAGACUGGGAGAGUGAUUAUUGUUCUGUGCUUAAUCAACUGAUUAGUAGUUCAGGUAUGAGAGUUCUGCCGCUUUACCCUGUUUGUUGAUUUCAUAUUAGAGAAUGAACAAUAUGUUUCUUGUUGUUAAUGUGUUGUGGAAGUCGAAUUGCCUUUGUUAUUUGUUAUUUUGGUCAAGUUCACAUUAAUAUCAGUGUUCUUUUUGAUAUAGAUCGUAGUGGUAAAGAUAUUGUGGGGUUUGUUCUGGUUGUUCAUAGGAUAGAGAAAAUGGUCAAUAGUGGUGGUACUGGCAGCAACCAAGGGAUGUCUUCAGAGAAGAGACGAGAGAAAAUUAAACCAAUAGCUCUUUGUGUUACAAAGAGAAAGCCUGCUGAAGCUUCUCCAGUUAGUGUAAGUAAACAUGUGAGUGAAGUAGCUCCGGAGAUAUCUAGAAAACGGAGUGAACCUGAAGCGAUAGAGGUUACCAUGGUUCAGCCUAAGGAAGAAGUGGAAGCGGGAGCCAUUGAAGGUAGAGAUUGGGAUGAUCCCAUUGCAUGUCAGCUUGAAAAACUAUUGGUGUCUUAUUUGCAAGCGAUUUUUCAGAGUGCAAUCAAGCGGAUUACUGAAUCUGGGUACAGUGAGGAGGUUGCUGUGAAGGCUGUAUCUAGAGGCGGCCUUUACAUAGGUGGUAAAGACUCUGUACUGAACAUUGUAAAUGAUACUCUGGAAUUUCUUAAGGGAGGGAAGGAUACCGAUGCUUCAAGAGAAAAUGAAUUUGAUAAUUUACAGCACUUGGUGGAGUACACAAUGGUAGAAAUGAUCAGUGUGCUUAGGGAGGUCAGACCAUCCUUAUCAGUUGCGGAAGCAAUGUGGUGGUUAUUGAUAUGUGACCUCAACAUUUUGCUUGCCUGUACAAUGGAAGGAGAUCUGUCUAGUGUUCUUGCUUUUGAAGAAGCCUCAACAGAGAGCUUUGCUGAUUCCUUCUCUUCCGAAUUAAAAUCAGAGGCAACUACUGAAACAAGCCAUCUUAAUCCGAGCGAAGAAAAUUCCUCCAAGCCAUCACUUCCUAAGUCUCAAAGCCAGCCAUCUUUUUCUGAAACAGAUAAGUAUGGAAGUGUCCCAAACUCUGCCAACCCUGAAACGCCAGAGGGCAAGGAAGAGAGUUUGUCAUCUAUGUUAGAUAGUUUGGAGAGAAGCUUAGGACCCAUAAGGGAUUAUGUCCUUUCUUCAUCUCAAAAAUCUGCCUCUGAAGAAAAAUCAGGAGCUAUAAGAAAGGUGAGAACCAAGGCAGAAUUAGCAGCACUUCGGAAGAGAUCCUUGCAGAUGGAGAGAAAUUACAGGGCUUAUAGGUCAAAAGGAGGCUUCAAAUCGGGGAAGCUUGCUGCAUUUGGUAGUUUUGUUAUGGAAAAGAGGUCGAAGCCUCCAUCUGAUCAUCCUGGACUGCACACAAAAGAUUCCUCCUCAAAGGUAACUGUUCCAGGUGGAACCAGUAAUCCAUCUGCUUUACCUGCAGGAGGUGGCUCGUCAACAGUACCUUCAAAAGGUACCACAUCUUCAGUGUCUUCUGUGGAUACAAAACAGAAGCAGAACUCUGAUUCUGAAGAAAAAUCUGAAACUGAGACUCCAGUUUGCACCUCUGUUCCCUGCAAGACUAUUAAUUACUGUGCUGGCAUCCCAUAUGAUAAGACUUUAGGGAAGUAUGUCCCGCAAGAUAGGAAGGAUGAGCUGAUUUUAGAGCUAGUUCCCCGGCUGCAGAAGCUGCAGAAUGAGCUACAAAGUUGGACAAACUGGGCAAAUGAGAAGGUUAUGCAGGUUUCUCGUAGACUUGGCAAAGAACGACCUGAACUCAAAGCACUGAGGCAAGAGAAAGAAGAAGCAGGGAAAUUUGAAAAGGAGAAACAAAUGCUGGACGAGAAUACCAUGAAGAGGCUGUCUGAGAUGGAGUAUGCAUUGAAUAAUACCUCCAGCCAGGUUGAGAUCGCUAACUCAACAAUCUCUAAGCUUCAGGUGAACAAUUCCACUCUCAAAAAGCAGUUGAGUUCUGCCAAAAUAAUGGUUAUGGAAUCAGCUGCUAAUCUUCAGGAAGCAUUAGAGAGGGAGAAGAAAGCACUGAAAAAUGUCCAGGUAUGGGAGGGGCAGAAAGGUUCAUUGCAGGAGGAGCUUGUAACAAAAAAGAACAAGGUGGCUGCACUGCAACAGGAUUUAGGCAAGGCGAAAAAUGUUCUUCAUCAAAUUGAGGCCAGGUGGAAGCGGGAGAUAACAGAAAAGGAAACAAUUGUUGCACAGGCUGACACCAUGAGAAAUGAAAGAGAACAACGUGAAGCUUUGACAUUAGUGGAGGAGACCAAGAUCAAACACAAGGCAGAAAACGAUUUGCAGAAGUACAUGGAAAAGAUCAAAUUACUUGAGAGCAAGUUAUCUGAAUUUCAAAUAAACUCCGACUCCAGAAGAGUAGCAGCGUUAAGAAGGGAUGCUGCUGGAAGCUUUGGGGAUUGCCUGUCAGACAAAAAAAUUGUGACGGCUACCAAGGGCAAGGGAAACCAAAGUUCUACUGCCUCUAAGAAGUUGACAAAUUCCGAUGGGACUAAAAGUUUGAGACAGGACCGGGAGUGUGUGAUGUGCCUAUCUGAGGAGAUGUCAGUGGUAUUCCUCCCGUGCGCACAUCAGGUGGUCUGUGAAAAAUGCAAUGAGCUGCAUCUGAAACAAGGAAUGAAGGACUGUCCUUCAUGCAGGGCUGUGAUUCAGCGCAGGAUCAAAGUGCAGUAUGCACGUCCAUAGUGUGUAAACCGCACUCAAAAUCGGAACUGUUUACUGUGGGCAAAUAUUGAAGUUUAGCUUAACUCAAUUAUCUAGAUGGCUUUUGUUAUCUGGGUCUUAAAGUUCAUUCAGGAAGGAUAAGUCGGGAAGUAGACACAGUUAGUAGAGAUCAUAGGCUUUUGUAAAGUGCAAGCUGACCUCUUACAUGGAUGAAAGAGUUGAAGUUCCGCCUU